Maniola jurtina (meadow brown) is the source of this 5715-nucleotide messenger RNA. Its product is annotated as tubulin polyglutamylase ttll-4-like. Gene Ontology annotation, cellular component: cilium. Bases 636 to 3818 code for a protein of 1060 amino acids. Gene Ontology annotation, molecular function: tubulin-glutamic acid ligase activity; tubulin binding. NCBI's taxonomy places the organism in Eukaryota, Metazoa, Arthropoda, Insecta, Lepidoptera, Nymphalidae. Gene Ontology annotation, biological process: protein polyglutamylation; microtubule cytoskeleton organization. The record is from RefSeq and is a predicted model, not a curated record. The transcript has 16 exons.
AUUGACGAAUUGAAAUGAUUGUACUGAGAAAGCGAAGAAAUAGGUUAUCUCUUUCUUACAUAUUGAAAUGCCCUUUUGUGGUAUACUUGGAAAAAAUGGAUCAAUGACUUUUUAAUUCAAUCAUGUAAUACCUAUGAGAAUAUUGUAUUUGCUUUUCAAGAAAAUCUUUCAUUUUUAUUUCCUUAUUUUAUGUACAUUUUGGAAAUUAUAAGUGAAUAUUAACAUCGUGUUGUGGGCCGUGAAGAUAACUUAGUACCUACUAUCGGAUUAACUGAGUUUCGGUUAAAUUAUGAGAAAGAAAAAUACCCAUUGCAAUGUCUUGAACGCCAUUAUGCUUGAUCAUUGAAUUAUCUAGGUACUUGAUGCAGUAAUAAAAUUAUCGGUGCAAAGUGAAUUUGGAUAUCUCAGAUUUUAAGAAGUAGUUUGUUAGCUAAACCUAUUGUAAACUUGUUUAAAAAAAGAAUGGUUUGCUUUCCAUUUUGGCGGGAGAGCUGGCACGUUGUUUUGAGCUGUUAAAUGGUGACCUGUCAGCUGUCGCCGUCUGGCCUCGACGCCUCGUCCUUGGACUUCCGAGAUAGAGGUUUUUACUCCAAAAUUAUAAGUGCAAAAGUGUAUUUCCUGGUGCGGCACAAUCGAUGUGGAGUUUCGAUAAUGCGUCGCGAAUAGGCGUGGAUAUGGAUGGUAUGCGAACGUGUCCAAGCUACGAGGCCGGGUUUGACGCGUGCGAUCCGUUGGGUUCAGUGUUGGAGUGGUCGGGGCGAGGGCCCGCGCGCGUGCUGCGGCGGCGCUGCCGCAGCGAGGGCGUGGAUCGCUCGCCGUACGAGGAUGUGGUGCGCGAGCUGCACCGAUCAGCAGACUACGCUGGCAACUACCGCGCCUCGCCGCACAAGAGCCACUUCACGAUAAACAACGGUCACGAGCUACGCUACGACCGCUUCCACCACGAGUGCUCGCUGCCGGCCGCCGAGAACGGUGACUACCUGAUGCCGCACGACGGCAUCCCCCACGGGUACCAACCAGGAAGGUCAAAAUAUCAAAGAAGCAGUCCAACCAGACCACUAUUAGUCAAUACAAUGUCAAACACAAAAUUAGAUGACAAUAGAUUGCCGAAAGUUGAGGAAUUGUUUGAAAAGGUUGACCAAGAGAUGAUGGAGGUGACGUUGGCCAAACAGCCUCUGAAGUCCAUAUUAAAUAACCCAAAGUCCCAACCUCAAAGCAUAUUGAAGAAACCUAAAAAUAGGUCCUACCUGGAUACAAAAUCUGCUGUGGAAGGGCGGAGACGGCAAAGGGCAUCUAGUGAAUCUGAUAAUUAUUAUUGUACAUACCACAUAGGAUCUCCUGUAACAGGUUAUGACAGCCACUUAUCCUACCUCCAUAAUAUGAAGCGUGCGAAAGACAACUCAGGCACCGGAUACUCAUAUGGCACGGCCAUCAAUGCAUUAGGCAACGCUCAUCCGAGAUCUCCUCCUACUAAUUACUCCAAGAGCACUAGAUGUACCUGCAGAGACCAAGUUAUAGUGACGCCCAAGGAUGAGACGUACAAAAUGCACAUUCUUAGAACCACUGCCAUCAAUAGUGAUACUGUAGAUGACAUUCCUGUUAUUGAACUGCCUCGUCAGGACACCCACACGCCCACCCGGCCGGCCGUGAGCCCGGCGCUGCCCGUCAGCUCCGUGACCGCGAUCCCCGUCGCCAAGAAGCCUGCCAAGACGAAGAAGAAGACCAAGACGAAAAAGUCCGUAAAGAUGAAAACCAACAGCAAGGUCGAUGUGCUUGACGUCGAGGCCGACAACUCAAUAAGCAGAUCGCCUUCUCCAGACGAUUAUACAGAACAAUGGCACAUGGAGACAGACGCGCACGCCGUCAUAGACAAUCACAAUCCGCAGAAAACAGAGACAAUUGCGCCCAUCAUCACCAACGAUGUAGACCACAAUCAUGUCAACCAAUCUAUGGUUAAAAUCACUAGCAAACUCAAUGGCACUGUUGUGUCACCUAAGAAAGCAUUAUCGAAAGAGCGUCUCAAUAAGGAUCAACAUUUUUUGACUACUUUACACACAACUAAUCCCUUCAAAAGUGUGCCCACGCGCAAAGAAUCACCCCUAUGCCUACCAGAGUCAAUAAGCAGUUGCCUCCGACCGUCCCUAUUCCCGCGCGUGCCUCCUUACCUCAAGUUCGUAGGCCACGAAGAGACCUCUCCGCUCAAAAUCCCCAUGCCCAUACAGAAACAUCUGAAGUGGAAACUGACUACGAUAACGCCUAUAGUUGUGAAGAAAACUCUGACCAACUCGGGGUUUAGAUUGGUGAAGAGCGAGUGUGACACAGCUGAAUGUCCGCAGGAAGAAACGGUAGAAUGGAUAGGCAUAUGGGGAAAACAUAUGAAAUCAGUAAUGUUCCGAGCCAUUAAAGACGGUCAGAAAAUGAACCACUUUCCGGGAACUUUUCAAAUCGGUCGCAAAGACAGACUAUGGAGAAACCUACAGAAGUUAUCGUCGAAGUAUGGAAUUAGUGAAUUCGGUAUAAUGCCCAAGACUUAUGUACUGCCACAUGAUCUGAAGAUUUUGAAGCAUGAUUGGGAGAAGCAUGCGGCUAAUGAUGAACGAUGGAUUAUCAAGCCGCCCGCUUCAGCCCGAGGCACCGGCAUCAAAGUAGUUUCCCGCUGGACGCAAAUUCCUAAAAAGAAGCCCGUAGUGGUACAGCGUUAUGUGUCUAAACCGUACCUUAUAAACGGUAGCAAGUUCGAUCUCCGGCUGUACGUUUUAGUGACGUCAGUACACCCCCUACGGAUAUACUUAUAUAAGGAUGGUUUAGCUAGGUUCGCUUCUGUAAAAUACAACGACGAGCUGACGUCACUGAACGAUAGAUACAUGCAUUUAACAAAUUACUCAAUCAAUAGACUCUCUAAGAACUACACGCCUAAUGAGGACUUUGCGGCUUGCGAAGGACAUAAAUGGACAUUACAAACUCUAUUUCAAUACCUAAAGACUGAACAGAACGUAGAUACGGAUGCACUAUGGGACUCUAUAAAAGACCUCGUGAUCAAAACUAUAAUAUCGGGCGAAGCCAGCAUCAGUUCGCUCACGAAAGCCAAUAUAACCUCUAGAUAUAACUGUUAUGAGUUGUUUGGCAUCGAUGUGUUGUUAGAUGAAGAUCUCAAGCCGUGGCUUUUAGAAGUAAACAUCUCGCCAAGCUUGCAUAGCGCAUCGCCGCUGGAUAUUCACGUGAAAGGGCCGCUGGUGAGCGCGGUGCUUAACAUCGCACAGUUCCAAGUUCCCAGCAAGACUAACCUCGACGUAUUAUCCAAAGAGAAGCCCACCAAGCUGACCGGUUUGCCUUAUGACAGUAGAUUGUAUACAGUGUACCUGUCAAAAGAAGAAAGAGAUAAACAUAUUAUUUACACUAACAUGGAAGACAGAGAUAUGUAUCUCCGAGACAUCCUCUCAACGCUCACACCAGACGACGUCCGUCACCUCAUCCAAGCGGAGGACGAGCUGACUCAGAUGGGGCCCAUGGAGCGGGUGUUUCCCACAGAGCACUCGCACAAGUAUCUGGGCUAUCUCGCGGGCCCGCGGUACUAUAACCGGCUGUUCGACGCCUGGGAGACGCGCUACUGCGCCAACAGAGAGCCGGGAGUGGAGCUACUACGGAACCUGUGUGACAUCGGGUACCACUUGGAGGUGCCGCCCGUCCCGCUCAAGGGCAAAGUCACAAAUGCUCUCAGGCGAGCCUACUUGGGUUGUAAACACGUCGCUCACAGUAAGUGCGUAGAUAGGAGGCGGCCCAGAGACACCUACCAGAGCCCUCUCGCGCGACCUUUUUAGUAUUUUUAAUCUGUACAAGCUAAAUGGAACCACUAGGGAUGCCAUAGACAAUUCAAAUAUAGAACGAAAGCUAGUGAAUCAAAUGUUUUUUUGUAUAGCGCUAGAUCGUACUUCAAGACAACUAAUUUUUAUUAACGUAAUUAGAUUCGGGUAUUUUGAAAUGUACCUAAUUGUUAAUUAUUAUGUUUUUAUCGCUACAAUCCUAUUUGCCCCGAAGUUAAUCCAAGUAUUGGAUAGCAUUGCAUGAUUGGUUGGUGUGAACCCCAAUAUCACAGAGGUGUUCCAAAUAUUUGUUAUUUUUAUAACAAUUAUUAUUAUUAGAAAUCAGUUUUUAUAUGAGAGUAGAUUUUUUCAUAGAUUGUAUAAAGUAAUAUUUUGAAAAUUAAAAAGUACUGUAAUUUCGCUAUAGAUGAUAUAAUGAAUUAUUGUAGUAAUUUGCUCGUACUUCUGUAUUAUAUUAACGUAACUUUGACAUUUGUUGAACCAUAGAGCAACGUUGAAUAGAUCAUUGCUACUUUGACACUUUUUGAAUCAUAGAGUAAUUAUUCUAGGAAGGUAAAUGUUGGUGCUAUAUUUUUGAGAGUAUUUUGGAGUAUGUAGUUAUUAUGUAAUAUUUGUAAUGUAUUGUUUUUUAGUCAGCUACGUAUCGGGAGUUAGGAAAUGUAUAUGACCUAACAGUUUUAUUAUCUUCAUCGUCGUUGUAACAGGUAAUACAAAUUUUCUGUUUGAACGCUAAUAAAAUGUGUUGUGGUCCGUAUUUUUUUUGUACUUAGGCCGUUUCUUGAUUUGUGCGUGCGGCAGCGGCGCGGUAUAUGUAAAACCGAAUGCUUACCCAGCUCAGACAAAAAAUCAAGGGGGAUUUGUCAGAUGCGUAAACCCGAAAGGGACAAAAAAAAAAGAAUUAAUUCGCACGAGCGUUAAAAAAGCGUUGCGUUAAACCCCGGCGUUGCGCUGAAAAUACAAAGUGCGCGUUAAACAAGCGUUAACGUGUGAACAGAUACUUGGGAAUGCUUUUAUUCUAUUUGAACGUUUUUUUAACGGACGUUAAAAAAAGCUCUCAUGUGAAUGAAGCCUUAGAGACCGCCACCGCUGCCGGAACGACAGAAUAACAAUUAUGUGCAGUUGUUUUUAUUAUAGAUGUGUAAGCGAGCGUUUUAGGCUAUUUAUUACAAUUUUUUAUACCUUAGGUGAAUUUUUAAUCGUUAGUCUUAAGGAGUAAUCGUUAUAUAUUUUUUUAGGUAUAUAUAGAUAAUUUUUCAUACGAUAAUGUGGUGUAUUUGUGUUUAUAUUUUAUAAAUAUUUAUUAGUAUAUGAUGCUAUUUUCAUUAUUGUUUUGUCAUUUAUAUAUCUUGACUCCACGCUUUCGCAUUACCCCCUUUUUCAUACUUUAAGCAUUUCGUGAGUUUCUGACAAUAUUUUUUAUUAUUUUUUUAUUUUUUGUAACGCAGUUGCUUAAUUUUUUUUCUAGGCUUAGGUUUUUUAAUUUUUUUAUUGUCAAAACUCACUCACGUAUUCAUAUUUUUGCUCUGCCGUUUAGUCUAGUUAACUUUGCUAGUUAACAUACCUAGUCUCCAAAUAAAAUUUUAGUCCAAGUUUAUUUCAUUAGUUCAUCCAAAAUCUAGAACAUUGCAUGCUUAGAUUAGAAAUGAAAUGCACCAAUCAACUCGCGCAAUGUGCUGUUUUUCAUUACCAUUUACCUACACGCUUAAUCUAUGUAAUUCUUUAAUUAUCACUAAAUAAAAUUGAGACAUAAAGUGAAAUUAUUUUCUUGCCUCAUUUUAUUACCAACUUUUGAUUUUAUUUUCACAUGAUUAGUUGAUACUAAUUUUUAAUUAAUUAUAUACUCGCUGCUGUAAUGACUAAAAUCAAUGAGAUCUUCAUUACUGAGAAAGUAAAA